Mus musculus (house mouse) is the source of this 3171-nucleotide messenger RNA. RefSeq names its product MOB kinase activator 1B (gene Mob1b). The transcript has 6 exons. NCBI's taxonomy places the organism in Eukaryota, Metazoa, Chordata, Mammalia, Rodentia, Muridae. The record is from RefSeq and is marked validated. Bases 238 to 888 code for a protein of 216 amino acids. Gene Ontology annotation, cellular component: cytoplasm; nucleus.
GAGGAGGACGCGGCGGGCGGUGCUUCCUCGGCCGCUCUGCUUCCAGUCCGGUGAGCCUGCCGAGUCCUGGCCUUCCACUUCCGCCCCUCAGCCGGCCGCGGCAAGUAGCGAAGCCGGAGAAGUCGCGGCCGCUCCGCCGCCGGCGCGCGUCCUUCCCCCUCCGCCACCUUUUCUCUGAUUCAAGCCCGCCGCCCCAGGCUUCGCUCAGCCGAGCCCGCAGCCCACGCCGCGGCCGACAUGAGCUUCUUGUUUGGUAGUCGCUCUUCUAAAACUUUUAAACCAAAGAAGAACAUACCAGAGGGGUCUCACCAGUAUGAACUCUUAAAGCAUGCGGAAGCCACACUGGGCAGCGGCAACCUACGGAUGGCUGUCAUGCUUCCCGAGGGAGAGGAUCUGAAUGAGUGGGUUGCAGUUAACACUGUGGAUUUUUUCAAUCAAAUCAAUAUGCUUUAUGGAACCAUCACAGACUUCUGUACAGAGGAGAGCUGUCCGGUGAUGUCAGCUGGACCAAAAUAUGAAUAUCACUGGGCAGAUGGAACAAACAUAAAAAAGCCUAUUAAGUGUUCUGCACCAAAGUAUAUUGAUUACUUGAUGACUUGGGUUCAGGACCAGCUGGAUGAUGAGACAUUAUUUCCAUCAAAAAUUGGUGUUCCAUUCCCGAAGAAUUUCAUGUCAGUGGCAAAAACAAUACUCAAACGACUCUUUAGAGUUUAUGCUCAUAUUUAUCACCAACAUUUUGACCCUGUGAUCCAGCUUCAGGAGGAAGCACAUCUCAAUACAUCUUUCAAGCACUUUAUUUUUUUCGUUCAGGAGUUCAACCUUAUUGACAGACGAGAGUUGGCACCACUGCAAGAGCUGAUUGAAAAACUCACCUCAAAGGACAGAUAAAAGGAUGCAAGCUGUGCAAACUCUUCUUCAGAUGGAGCUGUGUACAGUGUCCUUGGCUUUGUUAUAGUUCAUCUUUAUCUACAUUGUUUCUGUUUUAGGUUUUGGGGCUUGCUUGGGUUCCCUUUUCUCUUCUGAAUAUAUAAAAUCAUAUUCUCUUGCUAGAGGAAGCCGAGACCGUUCUCUACAUUUGAAAAGGGCAAAUUUUGUCAUAGUGGUAUACAGUAUUUUUUUUUUUCUAUUUUAUUUUUAUCAAUCUGGUUUUGGUUACUUGAGGAAUUUUUAUGAUAUUGAUGCUGGAAACAAAUGCGACAAAUGCGAACUGACUGAAGUGCUGAUGGACUGGGUACUUUGCUGUGUAAACUGUGGUCCACUUUGAAGUCCUUAAAAAAGACUUAUAUAUAUGUUUUUAAGUGCCUUGAUAGGCUCACUUCUGAGGUGCAAAGCACAGAUAUAGGACUGAACAAAGCUUGAAACAAUAUUAGAAUUUCUAUCUAGGGCACUUACUUGUGCAUGUUAUGAAGUUAUCUGUUAUAAAAGCCAUAGUUUACUCAAAUUGUUGAUCUCCAGCUUUUACUAUGUUGAAAAAAACCCAUAAUUUGUAAAGUUGUGCAUGUAGAACACAAAUAUAAAACAACAAAUUAUUUCUUAAUUAUUUUUGACAUAAUUUGUAAAGGUGUGCAUGUAGAACAUAAAUGUAAAACUACAAAAUUCUUAAUUAUUUUUGAUAUUGACUAAUAUAAUCUGUUCAACAGCCGUUUAAAGUUCUACAAGCAGGUCUUUUUCCAUCUCUUAAUAUCUGUGAUAUUGAAAUUUAAGGAUGUUGAAAUGUAAUAGAUACUGCAUUUCAGCUUCUUUCUACAUGUAAGUGCACUGUAAGUGUAAAACUUCAGGUUAUAUAUAGAAUUGCCAUCUUCAGAAAGGAUGUUGAACUGUGAGGUUUCCUAGCAAUUGCCAAAUGAGCCGUAAGUGCAGAAUCCCUUUGUACUUCAAAGAGGAAAGGAAAAAUGAGACCUGUCAUGGCAGGCAUUAGUUUGGGAAAUUAGAGAGGAUUAGUGUGGGAGUCAGAUUUUAGAAAGUCCUGUUUUAAAACCCUGGGAUAGAUUGGUGCCCAUACUUACAGUUUGGGAGACUUCCUUUUAGAGAUCAGCUUCCAUGAGAAGUUAAACAUAAGUAAUUAGUUUUAGGUACAAACAUUAAAUAUGGAAUUAACUAUUUGGGGAAAUUGAUCACUUUUUAGCAUUUCCAUUCAGUGAAUGGAGCUGGUAUUUGCCUGUCAUUUUAAAUGAUACACUACCUUGAUUAUUGGUGCAGUUUGAAGCAUCCUGACUCCUUAUUUUUCCACUGUGAGAAAUCUUUUUUCUUUGUAGUGAUAUCAAGUAAUGAAAAUGUUAGCUCAGUAGUUAAUAACUUUUAAAUAUUAGUUGAGAUGACAUCCUGUUAUCUUCAUCAAUUACAGGUUCAGGAAUUUGGUUUUUGAAUAAAUACUGAGGUUCUCUCACCUUCAGUUUUGUUCUUGAGAAAUACUCUUUUCAGGCUCUGAGUUUUAAUUUUAUCAGUUUGGAUAAAUCCCCUUCCCUCAAUUUUCUCUCUCUUUCUAGUUAGAGACACAUACUUUCAAACUUGUAAACUAGAAAUGCUUGCUGUGAAGUUGUAUACAACACCUAGUGAAAAAGAAUCUAAAAUGAAAUGAACAAGUGGACAGUGAUACAGUUGGAUGCCCUUACAAUCAUGAUCACUAGGAACUGCCUUUUUCUCCAUUUGAUUUCUAUAAUGGCAAUUACUACCAAGUACCAAUAAUAAAAGAAACAAGAGAGCUUGGAAAAGGUAGGCAAUCCUGGCAUUUAUUAGUAAUGCUUAUUUAUCAGCCGACAGCUAGCUGAUUUCUUUAAAAUACUUUUUUUUUUUUUUUUAGUAUCUAGAUAGAGACUAUCAAUCAUUAUGGGUUGGUUCAGAAUUCCGAUGUUUGAUUCCUGUCUAUACAGGAAAUGAAGCACAUAAUCACUAACUAAAAUAGUCUUCCGUAGUAUAUGACUUUCUGUCACCCCUGUAACGGGUUUUUAUAGCAGCAGCAUGUAGAGAGAAGUAAGAGGUUGCUUCUGGUCUUUAAGCCUUACACAUAUUAACUGUCAGAAUGGAAACCAGUCCUAGAAACUAGUGCUUGACAGCAGACUUACCACUCCGUGUGGAGAGCAGUUUCUGUUCACUUUGCCAGAAUCUCAGGUGCUAUGUUUUCAAGUCAGCACUCGAGCUUUGGGAAAUGAGGAGACGUGUGUGUGUGUGUGU